This is a messenger RNA of Saprolegnia parasitica CBS 223.65, 645 nucleotides long. RefSeq lists its product as hypothetical. The transcript is spliced from 2 exons. Lineage: Eukaryota; Oomycota; Saprolegniomycetes; Saprolegniales; Saprolegniaceae. The record is from RefSeq and is a predicted model, not a curated record. The coding region runs from base 1 to 645 and encodes 214 amino acids.
AUGGACUUGAACAUUUGGGUGGAUGUGCUCGCGGCACCCAUGACGCACCUCGCGCCGUCGCUCGCAGCGCGGUUGACGCUGCAGGUCCUUGCUGCGGUCAAGGAGGUGCAGGAUGCCAUUUGGAUCUGCCACUACGUACGCGCCGACGACGCCUUGGCCAACCUACUCGACCGGCUCUUCACGCAGCAAGCGAUGCACAUGGACCAGGUCACGUUCAUCAUGGACGUGUUUGUGCCGCUUCACGAUGCGUUUGUGGACUCGGACCUUGCGUCGCUGGCGAUGGACCUUGCGAUGCGAAGCGUGCCCGUACUCGCGGCGCGUCUCGCCUUAAUGUCGACCCGCGAGACAUCAACGAUGGCGGCGUGGCCCUGCGACUGCCGCACUUGCACAAAGCUCAAGACGUUUGCGAGAGACCCAGAGCCAAGGACCGAGUGGUUUGUGACGCGCGGGUGCAAGUACCUCACACAAAGAAUGGAAGCCGGCACCGCGUUCCAUUGGUACCCGUCGCACGCCCAAGAUCUGUGCUGGGAAUUGGUCCAUAAACACACGCCAAGUUUGGUCAACAACCCAACGGACCUCGUCACGAAGAUGCACGACGCCAAGGCACGCCUCGAGCGCUCGCUCGCAGCGCCUUUGCAAAACUAA